Ostrea edulis (European flat oyster) is the source of this 1164-nucleotide messenger RNA. RefSeq lists its product as uncharacterized. NCBI's taxonomy places the organism in Eukaryota, Metazoa, Mollusca, Bivalvia, Ostreida, Ostreidae. The coding region runs from base 1 to 1164 and encodes 387 amino acids. The record is from RefSeq and is a predicted model, not a curated record. Gene Ontology annotation, molecular function: DNA binding. The transcript is spliced from 2 exons. Gene Ontology annotation, cellular component: nucleus.
AUGCGAUCAAAACAGGUUAAUCCUGUGUCCAAAACGAAAAAAUACAGACUGUAUUCUCCCACAGCUUUGACAAACGCCUACAAAAUGGUAAAGGAACACAAAAUGUCGGUUAAAAAAGCAUCGAGAAUGUUUCAUGUGCCUGAUACAACUCUCAGGGAUAGAGUUCUACAGAAGGUAGAUCCAGAAACUGCCGUUUUUGGAAAAAGUCCUGUGCUGGAGUGCUUUGAAGAAGCAAAUCUUGUUAGACAUUUUAAGACAAUGGCAGCUUAUGGGUAUGGAUACACUAGACAGGAAUGUGUUGAUAUUGCGUCUGAUUAUGCUGUGCAUCUUGGCAAAAGAACAAUGGACAAGCCAUUUACAAUGAAGUGGAUGAGGGGAUUUCUCAAAAGAUGGCCUGAGCUCAAAGUCUUAAAGCCAAGGGGACUUGAACAUGUGCGAGCAAAGAUGGCAUCCAAAGAGACAGUUGCUGAGUAUUUCAAGAAUCUUGCAAACACUAUCUCAACAUAUAACAUGCAUGACAAGCCGCAUCUCAUUUAUAACAUAGAUGAAAAGGGCAUAUCCAUUGAUCAUAAACCACCAUCAGUUGUAAGUGAUUCCACAUACUGCCCACAGGCUGUAACUUCUGGUCGGGGGAAAACUAUUACUAUUCUCGGAGGAAGUGCCAGUGGAGUUACCAUACCACCAUUUUUUAUUUUCCCCGGGAAGCAGAUGAGACCAGAAUUAUUAAAUGGGGCAUCUCCAGGAACUAAUGGGACUAUGAGUGAAACAGGUUGGUCAAAUGGUGUUAUAUUCCGUGAAUAUUUAGAAAACCAGUUCUUGAAGUUUGUACCUCGGAGAGACAAUGAAAAGGUUCUUCUACUUUUGGAUGGACACCGCUCCCAUGUUUCUGUUAAUCUGGUAGAAUGGGCAAAACAGCAGGGCAUCAUCAUCUUCAUUUUACCUGCACAUACCAGUCACAUCUUGCAGCCCAUGGAUGUCUCCUGCUAUGGUCCCUUAGAGAAAAUAUACAACAACCUGUGCCACAAAUUGAUGAGGGAGUCCUCUGCUAACAUUACCAGAUAUAAUGUAUGUGAUGUUGCUGGCAAAGCAUACACUAGAGCACUUUGUCCAGAAAAUAUUCAGUCUGGAUUCAGAAAAACAGGUAUCUCCCCCUGUGAAUUCUGA